This is a messenger RNA of Mizuhopecten yessoensis (Yesso scallop), 2623 nucleotides long. RefSeq names its product arrestin domain-containing protein 17-like. Gene Ontology annotation, cellular component: cytoplasm. Gene Ontology annotation, biological process: protein transport. The coding region runs from base 403 to 1656 and encodes 417 amino acids. The record is from RefSeq and is a predicted model, not a curated record. NCBI's taxonomy places the organism in Eukaryota, Metazoa, Mollusca, Bivalvia, Pectinida, Pectinidae. The transcript has 7 exons.
AUGUUUGUAUGCCUACUGGUGACUGAAGCUCGAGGAAUCCUGCAACAGAUACAGUGGGUACUACAAGGGGAAGCCAUGGCCUUAUUGAUCGGGCGCACUUGGCUAGCGGUGUGCUGAGUGAGGCAGCAAGGCAGCCAUUCCAGUAAUGGCGAUAAGCUGCAACACAACGAAAACGAAAAUUUGCUUUCGAUAUUGGAAAUAUUUAUUGUGCCUUUGAUGCUCUGUGGAUGUGAACAAAAAGCAGUCUGCCUUACUGUCAUUGCCAUUUCGCGUUUCUAUGGUGACCAUUCACGGGGUCAUGUGGAAGGGUGUUGUCUGCACGGUGCUUGUAUUGUGCCUUGAGUGUGCUUUUUGUGGGGACAAAAUAUGUUUGAGAACCUAGACACAUGAACCGUGGCAAUCAUGGCUGUUACCUCUAUAGAUCUGCAUCUCGAAGGGGACAACCAGGUAUAUAUCUCCGGCCAGAGGGUCAAGGGGUCACUGGUCCUACACAUCGGUUUGCCCGUCAUUAUAGCAGGUGUGGAGGUCCGUUUCCGUGGAGCAGCGCGUGCGAAGUGGAGCGAGACGGUCCAGAGCGGUACUCAUCGGACAGACAUUGAGCACGAGAAGGAAGAAAUCUACUUCGACGAUAGGUUUUGUCUGUGGGGAAAAGUUAACGCUCAAAGUCGAUGGGAAGGCAGAGAAGUGCUACAGAGAGGGCGCCAUAUGUUUCCGUUCCAGUAUAAGGUACCAGAGGGCGUACCAUGUUCCUUCGAAGGCCCUGAUGCUCACGUGCGUUACAAUGUCCAAGGAAUCAUCAUCCGAUACAAUGGAGAAUGUAUAUCAACGCAGCGCAUCAUUAACGUGCUGCGAGACUACGAUCCGAAAAAGGAACCAUGUGACUUGUCGUCUGCUAAUUCGACACAGCAUCCAUUAGAGGACCACUCGGAGCGGUCAGUCCACACGUUCUGUUGCCGACCCGGACGAGUGUCCUGCUCCAUCUCGCUACCUAAACGUGCCUACGUGCCCGGAGAGAUACUCAGGGCAGCAAUCACUGUACACAAUCUGUCCAUCCGCAAGUCGGGCGCAGUAAGCCUCCAACUUAAACAAAUAAUAUCCUACGGAGGGGUACACACGCGAACCAUGCUUCUAAAGGAUUUAAAAGUGUGUGACAGCUUAAGGCCGGGGCAGCAUCGUCACUGGCGAGAGUACCCGCUACGCGUGCCCUCGCUCUGCCCUUCGCGACUACACAUGUGCAAGGUGCUUGACCUGCGGUACUGCGUGGCGGUAAGUCCGGCCGAGGUUGAGGCCAGCUUUGCCGACACGGUGCUAUACGCUGCUGUGCCAGUAACCAUAGCAACAGUACCAGAUAACGACUUUGAGUGUACUAAAUGGUCGUAUAAAUAUGGUGCCCCUCCCCUAAUGACGGAUGAUGCUGUAACAGACUGUUACAUAUAUGGGUGUACGCGUGCAGAGUCUGAAGAGGAGGAAUUUAAACCCAAAUAUAAAUAUUUUGAAGAUUUAAGAGAUAUACGAAGGGAAAAGGACAUUCUUUUAAAAUUGCGCCAAAGUCCAGGCAUAAAACGUAGGAAAGACAAGGAUAAGACUAAAGGAGAAACGAGCAGACCAUGUGUCAAAUUAAAAUCCGACGAAGUGUCGUCAGCAUCACAGGCUUAGCAUGUCAUAUACGUCAGAAUGUGAUGUGUGAAACGUCACAGUAUACACAUAUGUGACGAAGUGACGUCAAACAGGCGAACGUAUAAAAUAAAGUGAAAUCAGCCAAAACAAUAUAAAACGUCACUCGUGGGAUAAAGUGACGUCAUAUUAACUGAUACAAUACGUCAACUAUGAGAUGGAUUAACGUCAACCAAGGAGUCGUAAUGUAUUACAGCGUAUCGUGAAAAGGCAAGUCUGUUAGAUGCACUACGUCACAUGUGUUUUGAAUGGCGUUAGUUUUUGACACAUAAAUAUGACGUUGAGACACUUCAGUUGGCCAAUGGGAUUGGAUGUGUGAUGAUGUGACAUCGUUAUAGCAAACAUCAUACGUCGUCCAAUUGUCAGGAAGUGACGUCAGCCUGUACGACGUUACACGUCAUCAAUGCGAUGAAAUUAUGUCAGUAUUGUAUGAAAGACAUACUAAAUUUCGUCAUUUGGCAUAAUGAUUGCAGGCAUACUUUCUAAUAGUGACGAUUCAUUUCAAUCCAGCAGGUUCAGGGUUGUAAUCAUUAAUGUAUGUGGUUCAUUGUCUGUAUCGUUGAUCGGUACGUAGUUUAGUCGUCUUAUCUAUUGUAAUAUAGUAAUGAAAGUAUAACACUAACCAAAAGAAAGUAUUUGUUCGCGCUUGGUAUUGUCUGAUUCAGUGAACGUCUUUAGAAUACUGGUGAUGUUUACCGUUGUCGAGGGUAAGGAACAUGCCAGAUGCUGUUUGCGUUUCUUUUAUACAGGAACUAGGUCCAAAUUAAAUCACGGCUGGUAUUUUAUUAUUACUGUAAGCUACACAAAGUUCAAUAAAGGAUUUUCUAUUUUUAUUAUUGUUUUAUCAACAAGGUAGGUUGGUAUAAUUUAUAAAGGGGAAUACACCAGGAAAUGCAUACAAAAUAUCCUAUGUCUGUUAUUGUUUCAUAGUUUAUAUAUACAUAUAUAU